Molecule: messenger RNA, 1503 nt
Organism: Notechis scutatus (mainland tiger snake)
Lineage: Eukaryota; Metazoa; Chordata; Lepidosauria; Squamata; Elapidae
Gene: ZIC3
Product: Zic family zinc finger 3
Biological process (GO): regulation of transcription by RNA polymerase II
Cellular component (GO): nucleus
Molecular function (GO): DNA-binding transcription factor activity, RNA polymerase II-specific; RNA polymerase II cis-regulatory region sequence-specific DNA binding
Source: RefSeq, a predicted model, not a curated record
AUGGCCAUGCUGCUGGACGGCGGGCCCCAGUUCCCCACCUUGGGGGUCGGGGGCUUCGCGGCCUCUCGGCCCCACCCGCACGACGUGGCCCUGGGGCUCAACCACCCUCCGUUCGCCGAGCCUUCCUUCAAACUCAACCCCGCCGCCCACGAGCUGGCCUCGGGGCAGGGAUCCGCCUUCACGCCGCAAGCUUCGGGCUUCGCGCACCACCACCACCCCACGACCCAUCAUCCGCACCCCCAUCACCCGCACCACCACCACCACCACAACCCCCAUCACCCGCCGCCCCCUCACGCCGCCGCCGGCCAGGUGCCUUCUCCUUACGUGGCCGCCUUCAAUUCCACGCGGGACUUUCUCUUCCGCAACCGCGGGGGCUGCGCCCUGGCCGAAGCGCCCUCGAGCGGAGGCGGCGGCGGCGGAGGGCCCAGCGGGACCCCCGGCGGCUCCCCGGCUCAGCACGGCCUUUUCGGCAGCAACCCGCCGGGCGGACUCCACGCGCCGGGCGGCUUGGCGGACGGCGCGGGGGGCUACUUGCUUUUCCCCGGCUUGCACGAGCAGAACGUGGCCGGGCUGCCUUCCCCGUCGACUCCCGUGGAGAGCGGCCAGCUGCAUCUGGGUUUGCGCGGAGAAUUUUUCGGCCGGCCGGACUCCUACCGGGGGGUCUCCAGCCCCAGAGCGGACGCUUACGGGGCGGCGCCGCCCUUCCCCAACUACGGGCCGGUGAACGUGGCGGGACCCCAUCAUCACCACCACCACCAUCACCCCCACGCGGGACCGGGCGCUUUCUUCCGCUACAUGCGGCAACCGGUGAAGCAAGAACUGGCUUGCAAGUGGUUGGAAGAGCCGCCGCCGCCGCAGCCGGCGGGGCGGUCCAAGAAGCCUUGCGACCGGCAGUUCAGCACCAUGCACGAACUGGUCACCCACGUCACGCUGGAGCACGUCGGGGGUCCCGAGCAGAACAGCCACGUGUGUUUGUGGGACGAGUGCGCCCGCCAAGGCAAAUCCUUCAAGGCCAAAUACAAACUGGUCAACCACAUCCGCGUCCACACGGGCGAGAAACCCUUUCCCUGCCCUUUCCCGGGAUGCGGGAAGAUUUUCGCCCGGUCCGAGAACCUCAAAAUCCAUAAAAGGACCCACACAGGAGAGAAACCCUUCAAGUGCGAAUUUGAAGGCUGCGACCGGCGUUUUGCGAACAGCAGCGACCGAAAGAAACACAUGCACGUCCAUACCUCGGACAAGCCUUACGUGUGCAAAGUUUGCGAUAAAUCUUACACUCACCCCAGUUCCUUAAGGAAACAUAUGAAGGUCCACGAAACGCAGAGCUCCGAAUCGUCCCCUGCAGCCAGUUCUGGCUAUGAAUCCUCCACGCCCCCAGCCCUCGUUGCUGACCCCACUAAGGACUCCGGGAAAGCUGCCCCUUCUUCUUCUUCCUCCUCCACUGUUCAGACGGCCAACAACCCCAACCCAGGUCUGCCCCCCAACUUCAAUGAAUGGUAUGUCUGA